Molecule: messenger RNA, 654 nt
Organism: Fusarium keratoplasticum
Lineage: Eukaryota; Fungi; Ascomycota; Sordariomycetes; Hypocreales; Nectriaceae
Exons: 3
Coding region: 13-654 (213 amino acids)
Biological process (GO): translation; ribosomal small subunit assembly
Cellular component (GO): ribosome; cytosolic small ribosomal subunit
Molecular function (GO): structural constituent of ribosome; rRNA binding; mRNA binding
Source: RefSeq, a predicted model, not a curated record
GCAACAGCAAACAUGUCUGACGCCGGCGAGAUCGAGGUCGAGAACACCGCCCUCUAUGAGGUGCUCCCCAAGGACGUUGUCAAGGAGGUUGGCAACGUCAAGCUCUUCAACAAGUGGGACUACGAUGUCGAGGUCCGCGACAUCUCCCUGACUGACUACAUUUCCCUGCGAAACCCCGUCUACGUCACCCACACUGCUGGCCGAUAUGCCACCAAGCGAUUCCGAAAGGCCAACUGCCCCAUCAUUGAGCGAUUGACCAACUCGCUCAUGAUGCACGGCCGCAACAACGGAAAGAAGCUCAUGGCUGUCCGAAUUGUUGCCCACGCCUUCGAGAUCAUCCACCUGAUGACCGACCAGAACCCCAUCCAGGUCGCUGUUGACGCCAUUGUCAACUGCGGUCCCCGUGAAGACUCUACCCGAAUCGGUUCCGCCGGUACCGUCCGACGACAAGCCGUUGAUGUUUCUCCCCUCCGCCGAGUCAACCAGGCCAUCGCCCUCCUCACCACUGGUGCCCGCGAGGCCUCCUUCCGCAACGUCAAGUCUAUUGCUGAGUGCCUUGCUGAGGAGCUGAUCAACGCCGCCAAGGGUUCCAGCAACUCUUACGCUAUCAAGAAGAAGGACGAGCUGGAGCGUGUGGCCAAGAGCAACCGAUAA